CGCUAGGUUUGCACUGAAUUAAUAGAUAGCUAACGUGCACAGUAGACAGAUAAACACAUACAAGCUCUUACGUUAGUAGCUAGAAAGCGAGACGAGGAGCUUGGGCAGAGAGAGGCGCUUUAGGCGUACCAGUUGUUCUCUCUGCCUAGAGGCCAUCGAAAGGGCCUUUGGAGGUUGGGGACGGCUGGACUGUGCAAGGCAUCGAUGACCACCAUCCUCGAUGACUGUGGCCACCAUUGCCUUCUUCACGAUGGCCAGACCACGUUGUUUGAGUCGCUGCCGCCCUUCCAUGACGACCUAGCAGAGGAGGUUGCAGCCGAGGACCUUUCGCUAUCACCGUCGCCAGACUCAGUGGACGAGACCCAGGGCGCUUCUGGUUCUUCUCUGCCGGCUACUCCUGCUGAGCGGCCGGGCACAUUUUGCCCCAGUUCCUUGCCCCUGCCGCCCGCGUCAUGUCCGAAUCGGGCGACGCUUGUGCUGGACCUCGAUGGCACGCUAAUUGCAAGCGAGGAGCUCAACUCGCCCAACUCCACAUAUCUCUGGAAUCCUCAACCCGGCGCGCGCGCUCCGGACUACGAGGCUAUGGGGCGCCGAGUAUGGCUCCGUCCCGGGGUCCGCGAAUUCCUGGUGGCCGUACGGCCACACUUCGAAAUCGUGCUCUUCACGGCAGCAACGCAGAACUGGGCUGCUGCUGCAAUUGAGCAGCUGGAUCCCUCGGCCUACCUUUUUGACGUCAUGCUUCACCGCGACCACACCACUUCGGACCUGAUGUGGGACUACGUCAAGGACCUCUCGCGGCUGGGUCGCGACCUGGCCCGCACGGUGAUUGUGGACGACAACCCGCUCAUGUUCAUGUACCAGCCCGACAACGCGCUGCAUAUAGGAGCGUAUGAGGCAGCCACAGCGGGCGGGCCGGACAACGUAUUGGAGCGGGUGGCCGAGGUGCUGAUUAGCCAGGUGGCUGUCGCGGAGGACGUGCGCGAGGUGCUGGGGCCCAUGGCGAGCGCCAAGUCCUGCAUCACCUCGACCGUCUCCGCAGCCCCCGCUGCCGCCACUGCCGCGGUUGCUACUGAUGCUGCUGCUGUUGCCGCUGGCGCCCCAACGGACACCUCUACCUCUGCCGGAGAGGGCGAGGACCCGCAUGCCGCAGCGGAUCAGGGCUGCACCCCUGCAGGAUGCAGCGGGCCCGAGGCCAUGGUAUGCGACGAUGACGCGGAUUCCGACGGCAGCUCCGAACAGCAGUCGGGCUGCGAAGCGGAAGAGGAGGAGGAGGUAGACGAGGAUGAGCAGCAAGAACAGCAGCAACAUGGCGAGCAGCUGCAGCAGCAGCAGUACCACCACGAUGCCGGGCAUCCCAGCGACUGCACGAUACAGUGCACGGAGGCUGCUGACCAGGAGGAGGAGGACUACGACUGGGACAACGACUCUGAGGGCGGCGAGGCCUUUGACGAGCACGGCGCGGCUGCCCGUCUCGGAGCCGAUGUCGAGGGCUCGGGAUCACACACGCCUUGUCACCGACCGCAUCACGCUCGGCAGCAAGAGCAGAAUGAUGCUGACCUGGCAGUGGCUGUUGCGUUGGAGACACACGAGAGCCUGGCGGCCGAUGAGGCGGGAACGGUUGCUGCAGUUGCGGCUGCUGCAGUCGUUGUGGAGGAGCAGAGCUACCACAGCAGCGAGGAUUUUGAGGCGCUGAUGGAGGAUGCGAUUGCAGAGUACGACAGCGACGCGUACGAAGGUCCGUAUCACCGUGAUGAUUAUAAAGAGUCUUUUUAUGAGGCUCCGGCGCUGCAUGCUGCUGGGUGCGAGCUUGACGCGGAAGACGUGGAGGCACCCGUCGCAACCGCCCCAACGGUGGUUGUCGACGUGGCACGUCAUGGCUGCAAGCGUGGCCGUGACGGAUCGGAUUCGGAUGCUAGCUCGGCCGGCGGACGGCUGUUCAGCGAUGCGGCUUGCGACGCUCCGCCCAGCAGGCGCCUGUGCCUGGGUUGCCAUGACCCGAGCUGUGUUGAGAACCACAUCAGGGCCAGCGCCGACACGCAAGUGACGGCAGUGCUUUAGCGCCGGGAGCCUUGCGCGUUGCAGGUGCAGUUCCCCCAGGGCUCCUUGCCGCCCUGGAGUCGUGUUGGGCUGGGAUUGGGUGUGAUGGGUCCACAUGCCCCGUUCGGGGCCUGGCGUAUCCGACACCAACUGGCACGUGAUUUGCCAACAUAAAAGUUAUCAUUUAGUGGUUGCCUGCCGCUUAUCGUCCGCGCGUGGCAGGGCUUUUGCGGUUGUAAAGCGACUGUAUUUUGUCGCUGCCUGGUGUGUCUGCACAGUACGUUGUGUGUUUUUGUGUGUGCGCGGUGUGAGGAGAGCGCUGCUUGCUGCGAGAGGGGAGAGAGAACCAUGCCUGGAGCGAGGUCGGUGCGAGGGUGGCAGCAGAAGCCACAUGCACAUGACCGCCCUGUUGAGUGCGUUGAGGUGUCGUGGGGUUGGGGAGGGGCGCAGCGCCUUCAGGCGGCUUUAUUGAGUUCAUCAUGGAUUUGUGCCGCACGGAUGUGUCCAGGCGCCGUGUGGUGCGCAUAGGCAGGGUUGCGAGCAUGUGUCCUCGGCUGGAGGGUACUCCUCUUAUGACGUCCCCAUAACUGUCUGCCGCCGGGGGAGAAUAUAAUUUAAAAACCAGCAGCAGCAACCGAGCGGAUGGUUUUAUGUGGAUACGUUGCUAGAUGUAGCUACCGUUCAGGUUUGGUUCUAAGAAUGGUGGCGACCAGGGCUUUCGCGUGAGGAAAGCGCUCUGUGGUGGGCGGAUGGAGGCCUUGACUGCGGUGCAGCUGUAGGUCGUGUGAGGUGGGAGAUGUCUGCUUCCGUGGGCUGUCUUCCUCCUAUGCAUCGCAUGCGCCGGUGUUGGUGCGUACCUGAGCCGUGGAACCCUUCCAGGCCACCCUCCUGUCGGUAUUUGUAUGUGUGGUUUUGCCGUCGUGCAGUUAGGUGGCGUUUAACUUCAUCUUAAAUACCAACACAAAAAAUCAGUGGUCCUCGUUGAAAGUAUUUCGUGGUAGUAGUUGAUAGCCCCUUCUAUUGAGAAGAUAAAGCGUUUCUGAACCAGCAACAUCAAUGCGUAGGGUACGGCAUUCUUCUUUUACCGUAUGCGUCGAUUCGUAGGGGUCGGCGCUAAGGCGCAUUAUGUUGCCCCUUCAAUGUCACGAUCAUAUCGUUGGCACGGUUAUAUCGUUGAUGAGGGUGGCUUAAAAGUGUUGUUGGUUUACGUCAGAACUAGGCACGACAAGGACGUGCGCUGCGGGUGGGUUGCCGAGUAACCGUCCCAGGGUACCAUUCGUGGUGUAGCGUUUGCCUACGUUCGUGUUUACAAGAUGCGUUCUCCCAGAUGUUUGUGGCGCGUUUGGGCUUAUUCUCAUGUUUGCGUGGAUGGUGGUUUUGCUGUCUAGGUGUCUAGGGUGUGUUAAUUAGUUUCGGAACGCACUGCUAUACGAGGGCCGCAGCCCGCUAGGAGGUUGUCGUGGUAUGCUCAGCCAUGGCUGUGUCCCCUUGACAGGCGUGGCUGGUGGGAGGUAGCGUAGGUCACAAAGAGCUUUUUGCAGACGGGAAGCUUUUGCAAAUGAGUAUACGGAAACGUAGGUCAGGCCUUUCAUUCCAACAGCCAUCUGGCUGAGUGCGUUUCUCGGUUGCUCGGACCGUUGAUAGGGUGGUGUCCUCAUUCAGGUAUAGAUUGACAUUCCUGUCAUUGCCAUCUGCGGAUGGGCGAUCCGCGCUUCCCCCUACCUUGGGACUGCAGGCGGUGACGUGGCGGCGUGGAACCGUUGUGCGAGGGGGGGGGGCCGUAUGAGGAGGCGGCAAGAGCCCAAGUAAUUGUUUAUAGCUUGGUCAGGUGCAUGCUGUCCCUGUGCGUAUGGUGCCGCCUGUUUUGGUCGCGCGACUUGGUAACGCUUUACAGUAGGUUAGGAGUUGGCAGUAGGUAUUUGCGCGGGCGCAUUUCUACGCCGGAGGCCAUAAAAAUGUUUUUAUGCUGUACGUGGGAUGGCGGAUCCUAUCCGUUGUUUGGAAGGAUCUCCGGUAGGACUUGAGGCUUUGCGAGUAGCGUAGGGUAGAUUAGGAACUAUCGUAAGUAUGUGGCCUUGGAGCCCUGCAGGCUGUGCAAGCGUUUUAUAGCGAGUGGCAAGUCGAGAUGAAAGGCGCACGAGCCUGCCUUACUGUUUUAGGUCUCAGGCACAGAUAGGCUAGUGGACUAAGACACGUGUAGGUAGGGCCGUAAAAACAUGUUUGCCCUAUGAUGUUGCUUAUAUUAUUCCUGGCCUGCAUUGAGCACUCCCUCCUUGUUCGUUGACAAGCAGUUGGCGAGCUUGCGCCCACAUGUGUUUUACUGUGGUGUCCUUUGCGGCCUUUUGGCUGAUGCGCCAUGUCCCGUUUGGUGCUUGCUUAGGCAGAUGACGUGUUGCUGGGUUGAUUAAGUGGAGGAAAGUGAGGUAAACCUGGACGAAAUGAACACACAACCUUUGUACGUUACAAACGCAGACACAUUUGGGAUUUCCCAACCGACUAUGUAAUGGUUCUUCGUACAUUCGGCAUAACCCUAAAGCCAUUGCAGUUGGGAAAGUUAGGAUGAUGUUCAUUACCGUGCGGCGAUG
Molecule: messenger RNA, 4622 nt
Organism: Astrephomene gubernaculifera
Lineage: Eukaryota; Viridiplantae; Chlorophyta; Chlorophyceae; Chlamydomonadales; Astrephomenaceae
Source: the annotation of a GenBank genome assembly